Messenger RNA from Miniopterus natalensis, 3180 nucleotides. It is a transcript of the gene CERT1, whose product is annotated as ceramide transporter 1. Lineage: Eukaryota; Metazoa; Chordata; Mammalia; Chiroptera; Miniopteridae. Gene Ontology annotation, molecular function: lipid binding. Gene Ontology annotation, biological process: ER to Golgi ceramide transport. The record is from RefSeq and is a predicted model, not a curated record.
GCAGGAAGAUGGCGGCUGGAGCGGAGGUGUGAGUGGACCCGGAUCUCUGCAGCUGGAUUUUCUCUUCCCUUUUUCCUCUCCUCUUUCUUCUUUUGAGAUUGGCAUCGAGGGGCCUCAGUCCGGGUGGCGGCGCCGGUCGCAACGCAGGGGUCACGGCGACGGCGGCGGCUGACGGCUGGAAGGGCAGGCUUCCUUCGCCGCUCGUCCUCCUUCCGCGGUCCGCUCGGUGUCAGGCUCGGCGGCGGCGCGUGGGGCGGUCUUCGUCCUACCUCCAGCACCCCGCGGCACUGGAGCGGGCGCUCUUCCCUUCGCCAUCUCCCGACAUUUCACCCCGGGGACUGGGCGCCUCCUCAGGCGCAGCUCACGGAGCGGGGGCCGGUCUCCUGCUCGUCUGUCGCGCCUCCAUGUCGGAUAACCAAAGCUGGAACUCGUCAGGCUCGGAGGAGGAUCCCGAGACGGAGUUGGGGCCGCCUGUGGAGCGCUGCGGGGUCCUCAGCAAGUGGACAAACUACAUUCAUGGGUGGCAGGAUCGUUGGGUCGUUAUGAAAAAUAAUACUUUGAGUUACUACAAAUCUGAAGACGAGACAGAGUAUGGCUGCAGAGGAUCCAUUUGUCUUAGCAAGGCUGUCAUCACGCCUCACGAUUUUGAUGAAUGUCGAUUUGAUAUUAGUGUAAAUGAUAGUGUUUGGUAUCUUCGUGCUCAGGAUCCAGAUCACAGACAACAGUGGAUAGACGCCAUCGAACAGCACAAGACUGAAUCUGGUUAUGGAUCUGAAUCCAGCUUGCGUCGACAUGGCUCAAUGGUGUCACUGGUGUCUGGAGCAAGUGGCUAUUCUGCAACAUCCACCUCUUCAUUCAAGAAAGGCCACAGUUUACGUGAGAAAUUGGCUGAAAUGGAAACCUUUAGAGAUAUCCUAUGUAGACAAGUUGAUACUCUACAGAAGUACUUUGAUGCCUGUGCUGAUGCUGUCUCCAAGGAUGAACUUCAAAGGGAUAAAGUGGUAGAAGAUGAUGAAGAUGACUUUCCUACAACACGUUCUGAUGGAGACUUCUUGCAUAAUACCAAUGGCAAUAAGGAAAAGACAUUUCCACAGGUAACACCAAAAGGAAUUAAUGGUAUAGACUUUAAAGGGGAGGCAAUAACUUUUAAAGCAACUACUGCUGGAAUCCUUGCUACACUUUCUCAUUGUAUUGAACUAAUGGUAAAACGUGAGGACAGCUGGCAAAAGAGAAUGGAUAAGGAAAUGGAGAAAAGAAGAAGAACAGAGGAAGCAUACAAAAAUGCCAUGACGGAACUAAAGAAAAAAUCCCACUUUGGAGGACCAGAUUAUGAGGAAGGCCCCAACAGUCUAAUUAAUGAAGAAGAGUUCUUUGAUGCUGUUGAAGCUGCUCUUGACAGACAAGAUAAAAUAGAAGAACAGUCACAGAGCGAGAAGGUCAGGUUACAUUGGCCUACAUCCAUGCCAUCUGGAGAUGCCUUUUCUUCUGUGGGGACUCAUAGAUUUGUCCAAAAGCCCUAUAGUCGCUCUUCCUCCAUGUCUUCCAUUGAUCUAGUCAGUGCCUCUGACGAUGUUCACAGAUUCAGCUCCCAGGUUGAAGAAAUGGUACAGAAUCACAUGACUUACUCAUUACAGGAUGUAGGUGGAGAUGCCAAUUGGCAAUUGGUUGUAGAAGAAGGAGAAAUGAAGGUAUAUAGGAGAGAAGUAGAAGAAAAUGGGAUUGUUCUGGAUCCUUUGAAAGCUACCCAUGCAGUUAAAGGAGUUACAGGACACGAGGUCUGCAAUUACUUCUGGAAUGUUGACGUUCGCAAUGAUUGGGAAACAACUAUAGAAAACUUUCAUGUGGUGGAAACAUUAGCCGAUAAUGCAAUCAUCAUUUAUCAGACGCACAAGAGAGUGUGGCCUGCUUCUCAGCGAGAUGUAUUAUAUCUCUCUGCCAUUCGAAAGAUACCAGCCAUGACUGAAAAUGACCCUGAAACUUGGAUAGUUUGUAAUUUUUCUGUGGAUCAUGACAGUGCUCCUCUGAACAAUCGAUGUGUCCGUGCCAAAAUAAACAUCGCUAUGAUUUGUCAAACCUUGGUAAGCCCACCAGAGGGAAACCAGAAGAUUAGCAGAGACAACAUUUUAUGCAAGAUUACAUAUGUAGCUAAUGUGAACCCUGGAGGAUGGGCACCAGCCUCAGUGUUAAGGGCAGUGGCAAAACGAGAGUAUCCAAAGUUUCUAAAACGUUUUACUUCUUACGUCCAAGAGAAAACAGCAGGAAAGCCUAUUUUGUUCUAGUAUUAACAGUGACUGAAGCAAGGCUGUGUGACAUUCCAUGUUGGAGGAAAAAAAAAAUACACACAGAAAUUGAAUGCUCUAAGCUGGAACGUAGGAUCUACAGCCUUGUCUGUGGCCCAACACCUUGGCCUUGUGUACAAAAAUGAAGAAAUAUUGCAAUAGCAAAGCUGAACGUCUAACCCUAGAUGUCUCCUGCUAGACCUUCGUGCUCAGCAUAUAACUAUAAAUACAUGUAAAAUUACAUGUACAUGGCUAUAUUUUUGUUUGCUCCUAAAAGAGAGAAAAUGUAACUUUGAAUCACAACUAGGAAUUGAUGCUUUAAUUUUUGGAAACUUAUUCAGAGUUUUUCAUUUAGUGUAUGGUCCAGCCUAAGAUCCUCAGUUGUAUCAGGUUUUGUGCACAAAAGAAAAGCACAGAAGUUGAACACACCUGGGGCAUGUGCUUUCUGUGCACCAGAUACCUGGACGGGGUUCUUUCUUCAGGCCUAUUUUUGACUUUUUUUGUUUUGUAUAAUCAUAGAAUUCAUUGCUGCUGAUUUCUGUAAUGAUUCAUGUUGUCAUGUAAAGUUUCUCAGUAACUGAGGGCUGCCAGUAACCUGUGAUUUUGCCUUUUCUAUAUUCUUACUCCUAUGAAGGACCUUGGUUCUGAUGGAGAAAGAAUGAAAAGUUUUAUUCUCCCCCUCCCCAAUAUCUUUAUAUUUCCUGUGUUUUUAGUUGUGUUCUGUGUGCUACAGCUUUUUUGUCUGUUUGUUAGAAACACAAUUUGGCAAUUCCUAAAUUGGUUCUGCCUGCCUUCAAACAGAAUCAUCUGUAUAAAUCUUGUUGGGUAUAAACUACUUUCUGGUAAAAUGGUCAGGAUAAAAUGAGCUCACGUUUUUAUUAAAUUUGUAAGAGGAUAUACA